This is a messenger RNA of Gossypium arboreum, 739 nucleotides long. RefSeq lists its product as uncharacterized. Lineage: Eukaryota; Viridiplantae; Streptophyta; Magnoliopsida; Malvales; Malvaceae. The coding region runs from base 1 to 603 and encodes 200 amino acids. The transcript has 4 exons. The record is from RefSeq and is a predicted model, not a curated record.
AUGCUGAGGACUGAGAUUAACAGACACCCUUGGUGGAUAUGCGUUGGGCUAUAUUGGGGUGCUUGUUGGGGGCAAAACCCAGUGGGUAGACAGGCAUCUGAUCUUUCAUAUCCUACUGAAUCUUGGCCAGUUGCUCUUGCAUCUGUGCUUGCAGUUGAUCCUGCAUUUCUUUCUGCAUUUGUUCCAAAUCACGCAGAUCGUGGGGUUUGUGAUGUUCGGUUCCUCUCUUUCUUAAGCAGCACCGUUUCAUUAAUUAUUAAAACUAAAAGGGGAAAAAAAAUUGAAUGGCAAUCUGCCAUUUUCUACAAAGAUCAACACAAAUCCCUAACCCCCCAUUCUUUUAUCCCUCAUUUAGCCUCUCUUUCUUCUCUUAAAACCAAGCUCAGAAGCCUCAAUAAUUUCCACCCUAAAGACCUUUCUUUGCUUCAAUUGCAACGAAGAAGAAAAGGCUCCGAUAGCGCACUUGUGAAGGUGUGUAUGGCGUGGAGAGAAACCGUUCGUGGGUAUGCUGGUGUGGAGGAGUGGUGGAGAAUGUGGGUGCAUGGUGGUGCUGAAAAUGGUUGCGGGCUAGGAAAAUUGGGUUUCUGCUUUAGGCCGUUUUGAUUAGGCCCAGGCAGAAAUUGGGCCUUACAAACCCAUCAUUAAUUAGAAUUUGAUUAGAACUCAAUUACUAGAGUAUCUACACCUAUUUGACCCAUACUUUAUUUAAUAAUUAAAUCCUAAUAAAAUUUUAACCAAA